Molecule: messenger RNA, 1133 nt
Organism: Corticium candelabrum
Lineage: Eukaryota; Metazoa; Porifera; Homoscleromorpha; Homosclerophorida; Plakinidae
Product: pre-mRNA-splicing factor 18-like
Exons: 12
Coding region: 13-1044 (343 amino acids)
Biological process (GO): RNA splicing; generation of catalytic spliceosome for second transesterification step
Cellular component (GO): U2-type post-spliceosomal complex; U4/U6 x U5 tri-snRNP complex; U5 snRNP
Source: RefSeq, a predicted model, not a curated record
CUAAAGUCUUCUAUGGAUUUCCUAAAAGCCGAACUUGAGAGGAAGCGCAAGCAGCUAACACUAUCCAAAUCUGUUAAGGAACCAGAGAGGAAAUACUUGAAACGAGCAGAACUAGAGAUUCUAGUGCGACAGCAGGGAGAAGGUUCUGCUGGAGAUGAACUGAAGUCUCCUAAUGAUCCGUUGACUCCAAUUGCUAAGAAGGGGAGUGGACUGGAUGAAGAGGAGCUGCAGAGUCCUGAUGAACCUCUUGCAAGAUCGCAUUCAGAGGUUAUUCGUCGCUUACGUGAACGUGGAGAACCCAUUCGCUUAUUUGGAGAGUCAGAUGUUGAUGUUUGGCGUCGACUUCGACAGAUUGAAAUUCAAGCACCUGAAGUUGUGCGAGGAUUAAGGAAUGAUCUGAAAGAUGCAAUGGACAAAAUAGAUAAACAAUAUCUGGAUGAGUUGAUCAAGUCACAGGGAACUGACAAAGCUAAAUUAGAAGCCGACGUUCAAGUACCUGAAGAUGACACAACCAUGGAUGAUUUGGUGGAAAUGUCUAAGAAAUUGGGCAAAGGAGACCCAAAUCUUGACCAAGAAAUUAUUUUGAAAUUUUUAAAGUUGCUGGUGACAGUAUGGGGACGAGAGUUGAAUGAUCGUCCUGAAACUGAAAAGAGGUCCAUGCAGGGAAAGCUUGUGUCAGCUACACACAGUCAGACUGUUUCGUACUUGAAGCCUUUGCUUAGAAAACUUAAGAAGAAGAACGCUCCACCUGACAUUCGAGUGGCUUUGUCUGAAAUUGUCGGCUUUAUGAUAGAACGAGACUAUAUUCAGGCACAUGAGGCAUACCUUCGAAUGGCUAUUGGCAAUGCACCUUGGCCUCUUGGUGUCACAAUGGUUGGCAUUCAUGCUCGAACGGGACGAGAGAAAAUCUUUGCACAGAAUGUAGCUCAUGUAAUGAAUGAUGAAGUUCAACGAAAAUACAUUCAAGGUCUCAAGCGGCUUAUGACAGUCUGUCAGAGGCACUUUCCAACAGACUUAACAAAAUGUGUUGAUUUUAAUGUCUAAUUGUUUAAUGUCUUGUACAUUGUACGUUACAUCAAAUUUAGAUACAAUAAAGAAACGUAUUUAUCAACAAAUUAUCAAAGAUUAACUAG